AUGGUUAUGGUAUUAAUUAAAAAAAAAAAUCAUAUUUUUAAUAUUUAUUUUAAAAGAAGAAAUUAUUAUUUUUCUAUUAUAUUUCUUUUAUUAGUUAUUGGUUAUACAAAAGUAGAAUGUAGUUUUCAAAUACAAAAAAAUAAUAAUUUUGUUACUCAAAAACAAUGUGAUAAACCAUGUUUUAAUAAUGGUACUUGUAUUAAUGGUAGUUGUGUUUGCCCUCAUGGAUGGUCUGGAGCGCAAUGUGAUUAUUGUCAUGGUAGAAUAAGCAUAUCUAAUAAUCAAAAAGGUUUUAUAUUUGAUGGUCCUAAUAAUUAUCAUUCAUCAAUGAAAUGUACAUGGAUAAUUAAUUAUCCUAAAAUAAAUAAAUCAAUGCCUGUUCCACCAUUACGUUUACAUAUUGAAAAUUUUGAUACAGAAUGUUCCUGGGAUUAUGUUUAUAUUUAUGAUGGGGAUGGUGUUUAUGGUAAACAAUUAGCAGCAUUAUCAGGAUCUUUAUCAACAGUUGAUUAUGUAGCACCAUCUGGAUCAGCUUUAAUAUAUUUUACAAGUGAUGUUGCUUUUAAUAUGGCUGGUUUUAAUAUAACAUAUGACUAUGAUUCUUGUCUUAAUAAUUGUUCAUAUCAUGGAAAAUGUGUUAAAAGUCAUUGUAUCUGUGAUAAAGGAUUUCAUGGUGAUUACUGUGAAAUACCAUAUUGUGAUAUUGAUAUGAAUGGUAGUAGAGGACCCUGUUUAAAUGAAGGUAUAUGUAAAAAUGGUAAAUGUGAUUGUGGUAAAAAAUAUCAUGGAGAAUAUUGUCAAAAUGAGAUAACAGAUUUAGUAAUUGAUAAAUUAAAUUAUAAAGGUUAUUUUGAGGGUAGAGCAUCACAUACGGCUGUGACAGUUGAUGACAAUAUAUGGAUAUAUGGUGGUACAUAUCUAUCAGGUGUUACUAAUCAAGAUAUUGUAGUUUAUAAUAUUAAAAAAAAUGAAUUUUCUGUACCAAAUAUUGAUGGUAAAAUUCCUGAAAAUAGAUAUGAUCAUAGUAUGGUUGUAUAUAAAAAUAAAUUAUAUAUUUUUGGUGGUGUUUUAAACAAAAAAUUAAUAACAAAUGAAUUAUGGAGUUUUGAUCUUAUAACAAAAGAAUUUAUAUUAUUAAAUGCACAUAAUGAUUCAUAUUCAUCAUUACCAUUAGCUGUUGCUGGUCAUACAGCACAUAUAAUUGGUGAUGAAAUGUAUAUAUUUUUUGGAUAUAAUCCAUAUGAAGAAUUUAUCCAUCAAACACAAAUAUAUUCAUUUACAAAAGGAAAAUGGAGAAGAAGUGAAGUUGAUCCAAAUAUUGAAGGAAGAUAUGGUCAUUCAUCAGUUUUAAUUAAUUCUCCUGAUAAAAAAAAUAUUAUUCUUGUUUAUGGUGGUUAUAAUGCUCCAAUUGACGAUUCAUAUUCAUAUUUAAUAAGUAAUCAAUUAUUAGAAUAUGAUCCAUCAGAUAAUAGUUGGAUAGAAUUAGAUCAUUCACAAGGACCAAUAUAUAAACAUUCUUCUGUACUUUUACAUGAUACAUUAAUUAUUGUUGGUGGUAAUGCACAUAAUGAAAGUAGUUUAAAAAAAGAAUCACAAUGUUUAUCUAAAAAAAUUUUUUCAUAUGAUGUUAGAUGUAAUGAAUGGUUUCCAUUAUCAAUAACAUUAGAUAGAGAAAAUAUAUUAAAUACAGAAAUGUAUGGACAUGUUGCUGUUAAACAUGAAAAUGAAAUGUAUAUUAUUGGUGGUUUUAAUGGGCAAAUGUUACCACAAAUAUUAAAAUUUACACCACCAGUAUGUGAAAAAAUAAAAGAUAUUAAUGAAUGUACAAAUAUAAAAAGUGGUAUAAAAUGUAUAUUUGAAAAAGGAAAAUGUAAAAAAAAACGUAAUGAUGUAACAUAUAGUAAAAAUUUUAUGGAUGUAAUCAAAUUUGAAGGUGAUGAUCGACGUUUGGAUAAUUGUUUAAGAAAUGAAUCAUUUAAUAAAUGUUCUUUGUACAAAAAUUGUAAAUAUUGUAAUCAUAGAAAAGAUUGCUCAUGGUGUAGUAGUAGUAAAAAAUGUUUAAAAAAAGGUGAAAAUUGUUUUAAUAUAAUGAAACGUGAUAUUGAUGAUGAAGUAAAAUGUAAUGAUGUAGAUUCAUUAGAUAUUCGAUAUUGUGGACUUGCAAAAAGUUGUUAUUCAUGUAAACAAUUAUCACAUUGUUCAUGGAUGAUGAUUGAAACAACCCAAACAUGUCUUACUCAUCAAGAAGAAGAAAUUAUAUUAAAAAAACAACGUCAAAGACAAAUUGAUAGAUUAGCAUUAUCAUCAGACUUCUCUCGUUCAACACAUUCACAUAAUUCUAGAGCAAUGAGUGUAAGUCAUCUUAUAAAUUCAUUACCAAGUUUAGCUUUAACACCAUCAAAUCAAACAUGUCCAAUUCCAUGUGCAAUGAGAACAUCAUGUAGUAGUUGUUUAAAUUCUCAAUGUAUGUGGUGUCCAAUGACACAACGUUGUGUUGAUACAGAUACAUAUAUGAUAAGUUUUCCAUAUGGACAAUGUAAAGGUUGGGUAACAGCAGUUAAUUUUCAAGUAUGUCAAUCAGAUACAUUUGAUUGUAAAGUUCAAAAAUCACCUGAAGAAUGUCAAUUAUCAGGACCACAUUGUGGUUGGUGUGAUAAUGGAUCUGGUACUGGUCUUGGACAAUGUAUACCAGGUAAUUUAUCAGGUCCACAAAAUUCAAGUGAAUGUAAAACAGAAAAUUGGUAUUAUAUUGGUGGACCACAAUGUCAAUGUAAUGGUCAUAGUAAAUGUAUAACAAAUCCAACAGUAUCUAAAAAACAUUCAACAUUGUCAACAAUUUUACAAGGAAAUUGUGGUGAAUGUAGUAAUCAAACGACAGGUGAUCAUUGUGAAAGAUGUGCUCCUGGUUAUUUUGGUGAUGCUCGUAAUGGUGGUUCAUGUCAACAGUGUGAAUGUAAUGGGCAAGCUGAUAAAUGUAAUCAUAAAACAGGUAGUUGUUAUUGUACAACAAAAGGUGUUACAGGUGACCGUUGUGAUCGUUGUGAACCUAAAUAUUAUGGUGAUCCAAAAAAUAAUAAACCCUGUUAUUAUGAUUUAGCAGUAGAUUUUAUUUUUACUUUUAAACUAGAUAAUGAGGAAUCAAAAGAUAAAUAUGUUACACAAAUAAAUUUCUUUAGUGUACCAUAUAAAAAAGAUACAGAUGUUCAAUUUACAGUUGUUUGUGAUGGAUUAUCAGGAGCAGAAGUUUCAUUAAAUUUAACAUCAACUGAAAGUGAUGGUGAAGUUAAGACAAAACAACUUAUGUUAAAAAAUAAAUGUGAUAAUAAAGGAAUUAGGAGAACAUAUAGUGCCGCAGAACCAGGAUUUGCUUUUGGUACAGAUGCCAAUACAACAUUUCUUGUCAAAGUUGAUAAUUUUAAAACACCUAUUAAAAUACAAAUUUCUUUUGCUCAAUCACCACCAAUUAAUUGGGUUUUAUUUUUUGUUAUUUUUGCUGCAUGUUUUAUUGUACUUCUUGUUGUAGCUGGUUUAUUAUGGAUGAUAAAAUUAAGAUUUCAAGAUUGGAGGGAAAAUCAAAGAAGAUAUGAUGAAAUUGAACAAAUGUCAUCAAGACCAUUUGCUUCUGUUAAAUUAGAAAUUAAUGGAACAAAAAAUACAACAACUCCUAUAUCAAUUGAACCUAGUGCUAAUUACAGAACAGGAAUAUUUAGUUGUGUUGUACGACUACCAACAGGUUCAACAAAUUACACCCCACACGGUACAUCGGGAAUAGCUGUAGCAUCAUCAAUUUGUUUUUUAACACCAGCACAACUAGCAUUAUUACAAACACCAGAGUCUGGAGAAAGUUCAGUAAUGAACUAA
Molecule: messenger RNA, 3861 nt
Organism: Strongyloides ratti
Lineage: Eukaryota; Metazoa; Nematoda; Chromadorea; Rhabditida; Strongyloididae
Product: Attractin
Exons: 4
Coding region: 1-3861 (1286 amino acids)
Cellular component (GO): Golgi apparatus
Molecular function (GO): protein binding
Source: RefSeq, a predicted model, not a curated record